Messenger RNA from Anopheles stephensi (Asian malaria mosquito), 1719 nucleotides. Its product is annotated as protein G12-like. The record is from RefSeq and is a predicted model, not a curated record. The transcript is spliced from 3 exons. NCBI's taxonomy places the organism in Eukaryota, Metazoa, Arthropoda, Insecta, Diptera, Culicidae. Bases 742 to 1467 code for a protein of 241 amino acids.
GCUUAGUUGCGUUCCGACGCUUCAUCUCGCGAGUCGCGACCCGUCCGAGUGUGUCCGUGUGUGCCAGCCAGAAGAAAGCGACGUGUCGACGAUCGUUUUUCCUCCGACCGGAGAUUGAAAGUGAUCAAACAGAGGCCAAAUAAAACUGCCAAAGAUCUGGGAAGCUGGGGAUCGGAACGAAGGCACAAUUUUCACUUCAGCCAGCGCAAACAAAGUUAUCUCGAUUAGUGAUUAUAGAGGCCGUUUCUAGCCGAAACAACACGGCUGGUGGCACCGUGAAAAUGAAUCUAUUUCAUGUGCUGAUUUCGGCCCACGGUUGGGACACCACGUCCGAUAAGUCGUCGUCGUCGUCCGACGGUGGAAAGUUGGGUGCCCGGUGCUAAGCGGUGCUUUUAAUUGGUGUUUAUGCUGGCCUGGCAAACAGCCGGCACAACUCAGCGACGAAAAAAAAAAAGGAAAGGGAUAACUCUCGGGUGAGAAGUUCUUCCCACGUUAAGGGAGAAGGACACUAUUAUCUUCUUCAGAAUCGAAAGCUUAUUUUUCGAGCCCCGGUGCGUUCCCGUGCUAGCGUUUGUUUCGGUGCUCAGGCACCACCACGGUGCCUUACGGAAGUGGUUUAUUAAAUCGCUCAAAUCCUCACAGUGCCCAGUUGUUGUUUUAGAGUCUUUCGGGUUCGGGUUUUUUCCUCGGUUCGUUGCCUUAAACUACAAAGCCUAGAGCUCUUUCCGCACGAUAAUAACGAUGGUUUGUGUCGCGAGUGAACGUACGAUCGGAAGGACAGUAGUACCGGCCAGUACGGUGCCGGUGUGGCCACUGAUAGCAUUGAUGGUGAUGGCGGAACUAGGCCAAAUAUUUGGCUACCACAUCCGGCACAUCGAGGAGGAACCGAGCCACCAGCUGCAGCAGGACCUGAUGGACUUUAUCGAUCUGGUACCGUUCGAGGAUGUGCAGCGCUUAAUGCAGUACUACUAUCACUACGACGUCGAGGUGGAGAGUGCCUUCGACUACGUGUCCACCGAGGACUACACACAGAUCCGGCUGGACAUUGUGAAUCUGGGAGAGGUGCGCAGCUUCCGACGCUAUCUGGACAGCAUCGGGUUCAGCGUGGAGAAGGUGUGGACCGAGCUGAACAAGCGGUUCGAUGCGGACGACAUCUUUGCCGAGCCGGACGAAAGCGUCAGGAUGUUAAAUCUCACCACCAGAGGAUUGAAUGGAUUAGUCGAUGACAUAUUGGCGCUGCUGCCGCAGGACGAAAUAAUCCUGCUUUUCUUCGACAAGCUGGAAACGAGCAAUGACUUUUCCUUCUUCUUCGAGCAGAUCGGUAGCGGCGAGUUUGAGAACGUACUCAACACACUGCAGUCUUCACAGCAGCUGCGGAUACUUCUCUGGAGACUGCAGCGGCACGGAUUCGAUAUUCCCGGAUGGAUACAGCUCGUGCAGAAGUAUUUCAGUUUCAGUAGUUUCUAAUUCUUCCCAGUGUGGGGCUUUCCCUUGGGGGUGGAUCCUUUCUUCUUCUUCUCUUUUUUUAGUUUCGAUAUAAAUAAGGGGAGGGAAAAAUACAGCUAACGAACGCAACCUGGACACGAUACACAUUUAUAUUUCAGUGUGCGUUGUGUUCAGCAUAAUAAAAACUGAAACAUGUGUUCCUCGGUAAGGGUAUUCUAUGAAUCGAUACGUUGUGUGGUAAAUAAAAUUGUGUGUAAACGAUUGCUAACAUGA